CGGUGUUGGAAAGGGUUUGCAAAAUUCAUGAGCUACCCUUGGCUAUGACAUGGGUCCCUUGCAGUGCUUGCAAUGAUUUACUGCGAGGGCAACUCCUGUCUGAGGGUGUGGAAUUUUGUGGGCACUCAAACUUCUGGCGUAAGAUGUUUGUACUAGUCAGUAAAUCCUGUCACUUAAGAAAGGGAGGGGUUGCCAGGAUGGUACUUUUACCUCCUAACAUGUUAUAUUGCUCGGAUAUAACCCAACUCAGCUUAGCUGAGUACCCCUUGCUACCCUAUGCACAACCGUGCAAUUUCCAUGGUUGGUUCACAAUAUGCUUGCAGAGCAGUUACACUGCAAAUGACAUUUAUGUACUAGAGUUUUUUUUGCCCACGAGCGAAAGAUACCGUGACAACUCAUGGACCUCAUUGAGCUUGAUAUUGGGGACGAUGGAGGAAAAUUUCAGAACUUUUAAGCUUGCUUCUGGCCAAGAACUGGGGGAUUUAUUAUCAGUUGAAGUUAUGGAUUUUCAGAAUGGACUAAAACUUCAUUCUGUUGAAAAGAUCCAAGCUAAGGGUAGAGGAGUGAUGUUGCAGCCAGGUCAUCUGGAUCUGCCACCAAUGGAUGCCAUAAGCAAUGAAACGAAUGUCGUUAGUGAGGCACAAAAGUACAAUUUGCCUAGUCUUGAACCCUUGCAGAGUGGAAAAGUUACGACGCAACUAGAUUCAUCUGAUCAGCUGUCAAUGGAUCAUUCAAAAAAUGCACAUAAUGUCAUCACUACCAAACGAAACGUCAUCAUGGUUACUAGUUCAGAUUCAGAAUGAAAUGAAGUUUCUUUGGAUGAUAUUCUUAAAUAUUCCAAAAAGAGCCGUAACGAUGCUGCAAAGAAACUCCAAGUUAGCAUAUCGACAUUGAAGCGUGUAUGUAGGGGUUAUGGUAUCGAUAGGUGGCCACCUCGCA
Rhododendron vialii is the source of this 939-nucleotide messenger RNA. RefSeq names its product protein NLP7-like. The record is from RefSeq and is a predicted model, not a curated record. Bases 45 to 803 code for a protein of 252 amino acids. The transcript is spliced from 2 exons. Gene Ontology annotation, molecular function: DNA-binding transcription factor activity. Lineage: Eukaryota; Viridiplantae; Streptophyta; Magnoliopsida; Ericales; Ericaceae.